AAUAGAAUACACCGCCUUCAGUCAGUGUCUCAUCAAUACAGUACUGCACUCAAUGAGUGAAAUAGCUCACAGAAGUAAAACCCAAACCGCUCAAAUGACUGUAUAUGCUACAGUAUAUUUCUAACAUCACAAAUAGCGGAUUGAGAAGUAGAAAGACUCCUUGGAAACUUCCUCGAAUUAAGACGAGUGAACGAACGGACUGUGACAGAAACCUCUGCGGUUAGUCAAGGCGGCAGGACACGCGAUAAACCCGCUCACUAGUCACGCGACUGAGCUGCUCAGCUUCAAAGGGGGAAUCAUUACGAGCUAAGUAGUGGACGGUGGAUGACUUGGAUCUCGGUAGCCUGCGCUCUUGAAUCAAUCGGCGACAUUUAUGAUAAACACUCUCUCAAUCUGGACACUAAUAAUUCUGCCUUGUCUAUUUAUUCGGAUUAAACUGGUGGACGUUUUGAAGAGGAUUUUGCUGACCUAGAUGAUUCGAUGACCACCCGCCCCAUGUCCAUCUAUUCACUACGUCAUUGGUGACGUCACACAUUCCUAUCUUCAUGUGACGUGUAAAGAAAAAAGAUUGACCACAUAGGUAGCACAUGAUUCAAUUUGUGACGAAGCGUUGCUUGGCUAGAGAUUGAAGCAUCACGCAGCUCCUUCGAGACUGAAUCUUGAAACACAGCUCCAGGUACAAAACAAGAACAUCGGUGUAUUCAAGAGACAACACGCUAUCAUAGCUACUGCAUCAACGACUAGCACGGAAGGUCUAUAGUAAGGUGUUGCAUGGUGUUAUAACCAUGAACAAGACAGUGUUAUAAUAGCGAAGGACAGAAAGAGGAUUAUUUGUAUUUCUUCACACCACCAUCAGAUGAAUGCAUAUCAAGAUGAGUAGGAAUAUAACCCCAUCUAAAUGCUCGGAAUGCAAGCUAGCCGUAUUAGGAAGAUGCAGCGUAGGAAAGUCAGCAACCAUUGUGCGGUACCUGACUAAACGGUUCAUUUGGGAAUACGACCCAACAUUAGAAUUUAUCUACCGCCACCAAACACCCGUCGAUGAUGAGCUCGUUUCCAUGGAGAUCUUAGAUACUGCAGGACAGGAGGUGGAUAGCAUACAGCGAGAAGGUCACGUGAGAUGGGGUGACGGGUUUCUCGUAAUCUACAGUAUCACGGACCGGAAGAGCUUUGAAGAGGUCGUCCAGAUCAAAGGCUUUCUCGACGAGAUCAAGAAAGCGAGGAAUGUAUCCGUCGUCAUCGUCGCUAACAAGUGCGAUCUCGAUCACAUGCGUGAAGUCAGUACUGAGGAAGGCGAGAAGAUGGCUCAAGAACUUGCCUGCGCGUUCUACGAAUCGUCUGCAUGCCGUGGUGAUGAGAGUAUACCCGAAGCCUUUCAUGAACUAUACCGGGAAGUCCGGCGACGACGAGCGAUGGAAGGACACAAGUCCCGAAGGCGGAGCUCCAUUCAACAAAUGAAACAAGUUCUGAAUAAAACACUAACGAAGAUCAACAACAGACAAUGAUAAUCAUUAAGAAUCGCGCCAUUUGUAAAGGAUAUAUAUUUUUUGUUGAUUCCUAUAAAUCUUUCACGAGUACAAAGCGGCGACUUACGUUGUGGUCUCCUGUCGAACUAAAUGAACAGUCGAACUAAAUGACAAGUCGAACUGAGAAUACUUGACAGACAGUCUCCCUUGGUCUAGCAUCAAUCGUCU
This is a messenger RNA of Strongylocentrotus purpuratus (purple sea urchin), 1691 nucleotides long. RefSeq names its product ras-related and estrogen-regulated growth inhibitor. The coding region runs from base 861 to 1502 and encodes 213 amino acids. NCBI's taxonomy places the organism in Eukaryota, Metazoa, Echinodermata, Echinoidea, Camarodonta, Strongylocentrotidae. Gene Ontology annotation, molecular function: GTP binding; GTPase activity. The record is from RefSeq and is a predicted model, not a curated record. The transcript has 6 exons.